Molecule: messenger RNA, 276 nt
Organism: Laccaria bicolor S238N-H82
Lineage: Eukaryota; Fungi; Basidiomycota; Agaricomycetes; Agaricales; Hydnangiaceae
Exons: 3
Coding region: 1-276 (91 amino acids)
Source: RefSeq, a predicted model, not a curated record
AUGAUUUUACACAACUUACCUCACGCGAUACGGUUCGGAUACGUUGGCGUGAUUUUUGCCUCUCUUACCAACAAUCUCUUACGACUCAUCUCGUCAAGGCUUCGUUUGACUUCCUUUCGCCAAAAGGGCGAUUUCCGGGUUCUUGUGGACGAAUCUAAGCGGAAGCAGGCCAUACAAUUGUACGCCCCUCCCUCGCGGGAAGCCACACUAAGCGUCCCUUUUCCACGACGGACGUUGUGCAACUCGGCUGUGACCCUCUACUGCGUGAAGAGUUGA